AUGUUACCUCAAACUAAUAAUGCUUCAAUCUUUGAUAGUCAUAUUAAUCAAAAAUUGGAAAAAAGAUUAGGAGUAAUUGAAAUUAAUUUAGCCAAACUUACCAAACUCAUAAGAGAAGAUACCAUAAAUACCAAAUUAGCCCAGUAUCAGUAUUCAGAAUUUUCAGACUAUAAUAAUAGAAGAUUGGAAAAAAGAUUAGAACAAAUUGAAGCUUACAUAGCCAAAUUUAUCAGAAAAGAUACCAGAAGUGCCAAAACAUCUCAGUGUUAA
Funneliformis geosporum is the source of this 270-nucleotide messenger RNA. Lineage: Eukaryota; Fungi; Glomeromycota; Glomeromycetes; Glomerales; Glomeraceae. The record is from the annotation of a GenBank genome assembly.